GUCCCCGAUAAAUACGCGGUGGCGGUGAGUGGGACAGCUUCACACUCAGCGAAAAGGACCAAGACCAGGAACCAACAUGGCCUCAUCACUGGUGGCCCACGCCGGGCUUGUUCUGCUUUUCUCCGUGGCGUCGGCCCAAAUCCGAGGAGAUAACAUUGCCGUCAGAAACGACAACAGCAUGACGUGCCACCCCAACGACGGCUUUGGCAAGUACUGUCCCACGACGUGCGGCGUGGCCGACUACAUGCACAGAUACACAUCCAAUGCCCACGACAGUCUGGACUAUCUGCAAAAAGAGCUGGAUAGCAUCCACAACCUGACGGAGGGAGCUCAAGAACGCGUCAUCUACAUGAAAGAUAGCAUCCAAACGGUCCAGAAGAACACCCAGCCCGAUGUCUACUUCCAAAAGUCGUCCAAUAUGCUGGAUGAUGUCAUCCGCUUUGAGAGGACCAUCAUUGAACAAGAGAAGCAAAUCUUCAUGCACAAACACUUUGAUGCCGUCGCCGCCAACGAGAGGAGAAUGGCAGACUUGAAGACGCUCUCCAUUGAGUUGCAGAAUACGUGCAGCGAGCCCUGCAAGGACAGUGUUGUGAUUCAGCCCACCACAGGAACAGAUUGCCAGGAUGUCGCCAACAAAGGCGCCACAGUCAGUGGGAUUUACUACAUCAAACCGGCCCAAGCGACCCAACAGUUCCCGGUGUACUGCGAGAUUGACAACUUUAGGCGCGGCUUCACCGUCAUCCAGCGGAGACGGGACGGUAGCGUGGACUUCCACAAGGACUGGAUCCAGUACAAGGAGGGCUUCGGCUACCUCUCCCCCGACGACAGCACCGAGUUCUGGCUGGGCAAUGAGAAGAUCCACCUUCUGUCCGUGGGCAGUAGCAUCCCGAUGGUGCUCAGGAUAGAGCUGGUCGAUUGGGAGGGCAACAAAAGGUAUGCCGACUACGCCAUGUUCCGGGUAGCGCCGGAGUCGGACAUGUACCGCCUGACGUACGGCUACUACUUCGGCGGCGACGCCGGCGACGCCUUCAACGGCUUUGACUUCGGCGACGACCCCAGCGACAAGUUCUUCACCUCGCACAACGGCAUGCAGUUCAGCACCUUCGACAAGGACAACGACAAAUACGACGGCAACUGCGCCUUGCAGGACGGCUCGGGCUGGUGGAUGAACCGGUGCCACGCUGCCCAUUUAAACGGCAAAUAUUACCAGGGUGGGCGGUACACUGAAAAGGACACCGGUGAAUUCGGCUACGACAACGGCAUCAUCUGGGUGACAUGGCACAACCGCUGGUACUCCCUGAAGGAGACCACCAUGAAGAUCAUCCCCGUGACGCGCAUCGUGGCAGGCGGGGGUCAGGAGGCGGGUGUCAAGCAGUUUGGAGGGAUUUAAAAAAUAAAAAAAAACUCAUUAUUGUUUGGAGCGCAGAAUAAAGUUUUGUUUUUGUCCCCAUACUUGACCAUCUGAAAUCAUUUGCUCAUCCUCGGGUGGAUGUCCGGGACCAAAGAUGUUUCGCGUUCUCUGAGUCAUUUUUCUUUGUGCUGUGGUCCAUGUUGACCCGCUUCCGUACUUGACAUUCUGUGAGGAUGAAGCAUCUGUUGAGUUUCAUUCAA
Hippocampus comes (tiger tail seahorse) is the source of this 1611-nucleotide messenger RNA. It is a transcript of the gene fgg, whose product is annotated as fibrinogen gamma chain. Bases 77 to 1390 code for a protein of 437 amino acids. The record is from RefSeq and is a predicted model, not a curated record. Gene Ontology annotation, molecular function: signaling receptor binding; extracellular matrix structural constituent; protein-macromolecule adaptor activity. Gene Ontology annotation, biological process: platelet activation; positive regulation of heterotypic cell-cell adhesion; protein polymerization. Lineage: Eukaryota; Metazoa; Chordata; Actinopteri; Syngnathiformes; Syngnathidae. The transcript is spliced from 9 exons. Gene Ontology annotation, cellular component: fibrinogen complex.